Messenger RNA from Prunus mume (Japanese apricot), 507 nucleotides. RefSeq names its product taximin. The record is from RefSeq and is a predicted model, not a curated record. NCBI's taxonomy places the organism in Eukaryota, Viridiplantae, Streptophyta, Magnoliopsida, Rosales, Rosaceae.
AGGUUUCCUUCCUACAAAUUAAUUUACAAGUCCGCCUGCCUUUAUGACAACUUCAACAUUCUCCAUCUUCUCCUUCAACCCAUGUAUAUUAAAGAGAUAUGAGACAAGUGUUUUAGGUGAAGGCUUUUUGUUGAUCAAUUAGCAUGGGAGAUUGCAGGCCAUUGGGUUUCUUGCUGGGUUUGCCUUUUGCUUUGAUUGCAUUGGUCUUAUCUGUUGUUGGUGCUGUCAUCUGGGUUCUUGGGUCGGUUUUGAGUUGCUUGUGUCCAUGCUGCUGUUGUGUUGGUGGGCUAGCGAAUUUGGCGGUCACUCUUAUCAAGCUUCCUGUAAAAAUAAUUAGAUGGUUCAUCGAUCAGAUCCCUUGUUGAAGAUGUCAGAGUAGGGUUUCUAGGGAAUUUGUAAGAUUAUUUGUUCUGAUUUUUGAGAAAAUUCAUGAUUUGUAAUUAGGUAGUAUAUUCGAUUACACCACCAUAUAUUGUUUGAUUAUAUGUUGCAUUUGUUAUUUUUCUU